Messenger RNA from Lottia gigantea (owl limpet), 4079 nucleotides. RefSeq lists its product as hypothetical. The coding region runs from base 111 to 4019 and encodes 1302 amino acids. The transcript has 33 exons. Gene Ontology annotation, molecular function: RNA binding. Gene Ontology annotation, biological process: rRNA processing. The record is from RefSeq and is a predicted model, not a curated record. NCBI's taxonomy places the organism in Eukaryota, Metazoa, Mollusca, Gastropoda, Lottiidae. Gene Ontology annotation, cellular component: small-subunit processome; nucleolus.
AAAAGUGUAAACAUUGGCAUAUCAUAUCAUAACUCUUUAUUUACCACUGAAUAUAACAAUCCAAAACGUGUGCAACCUUUGAGAACCUGUGAUAUAAUAUUACCAGAAUAAUGGAGGUUGAUUUUCCUCGAGGUAAAGGGAGCCAGAAGAGAGAUAAAAAGGCAACUGCUAGGAAGCCGGUCAAAAGAAAACGGGAGAAAAACCUGUUCAUGACCGAGAAAAGUAGACCUAAAUCAAAGAAAAGAAAGAUUUCUAAAGUUGAAGAAGAUGAUGGAAAAAAACACAAAAUACAAGGAACUGUUGACACUCAUAUUUCAAACAAGAUAGAACCGUUUACUAUUAAGUCAGUAUGUCCUGGUAUGGUAUUAUUAGGUUGUAUCAGUGAAAUUAAAGAUUAUAAACUAAUCAUUACAUUGUCGAACAAUAUAAAAGGUGUGGUUGCUAUAACAGAAAUAUCUGAUGCUUAUACCAAUAAAUUACAACAGUUAGCUGAUGGACAGAUAACAGAGGAGGAGGAAGUAUAUGGUUUAUCGGAAAUGUUUGAAGUUGGUAUGAUAGUAUGUUGUAAAAUAGCUGAUAAUAAAUAUAAUAUCAAUAAAAAAAUAUUAGACUUAACAUUAAACCCUCGUCUGGUACAUGAGAAUAAAACAGCUAAAUGCUUGAAAAAUAACAUGUUGAUAUGUGGAAGUGUGGUAAGUGAAGAAGAUCAUGGUUAUUUAGUUGAUAUUGGUAUACAACAAACUACUGGUUUUCUCUCAAAAAAAUAUACUCAGACUUAUAUCGCGACUAUGUGUGAAGGUGAUAGUUUAAUGGUAGGAGAGCUAGUAUGGUGUCAUGUAGAAAUAAAAGAUGAACAAGAAUUAUUAUCAGACAGUAUCCAUACAAUAUAUUUAAAUAUUCAACCAGACAUUAUCUCAAAAACAAUGAUAGAAGUUGAUAGACCUAUUACAUACUAUAAUUUAGUUCCUGGCCUAAAUGUUACUGGUAUUGUCAAGAAGUCUAGUGAAUAUGGUAUAGUAGUACGUGUAGGUAAUAAGUUCUGUGUUAUACAUUCUACACAUGUUAAUGGUAGUCAUGAAGAUUUUAAAGAAGAUCAAAAGAUUCCAGUAAAAAUUCUGUAUAUUCAUCCAGAGAGUAAGACAGUAUAUGCUACCACUCUACCACAUCUACUAUAUUAUAAUGGUACCACAUUAGAUAAUAAAUUUAAUGAGUUUACUGUGGGAGAUAUUGUUAAGAAUGCUGUAGUUUGUGAAACCAGCAAGAAAGGAAUAUAUCUGAAAUUAACUCAUGGAAUAACAGGAUUUGCCCAGAAAGGUCAUCUAUCAGAUUCCACAGUUGAAAAAAUAUCUGAACAGUUUCCUAUAGGCUCAAAACAAAGAUGUAGAGUUAUAGGCUUUUCACCAAUUGAUAAUUUUAUUAUGUUAUCUUUGAAACAGAGUAUAUUAAAUAGAGAUUUUAUCAAGAUACGAGACAUAGUACCUGGAUCUUUGUUCAAGGUUGAAGUGAAAUAUGUAAAAGAUACAGUAAUAGGUGUUAAAAUUGGAGAUUUAAAAGGUAUUAUACCAGCUCUACAUAUGGCUGAUGUACCGUUAAAAACACCACAGAAAUUAUUUAAUGAAGGAGAUGAACUAGAUUGUAGGGUUCUAUCGGUAGAUAUGAAGGACAAUAAAGUAACUCUUACUAAUAAAAAGUCACUAGUUAAUACUACCUUACCUAUAGUACAUGAUACCAGUCAAAUACACAAACAUCUAGAAUUAGAAGGCUUUAUUGUUAUGAUGAAUGAUAAAGGUGUUCUGGUAGCUUUCUAUAAUAAUGUAAAGGGUUGGGUACCUAUAUCAGAACUAACUGAAGAGAGAAUAGAACAUCCAGAUAAAGUUUUUUAUAUAGGACAAGUAGUAAGAUGUAGAGUUAUAAAUUAUGAUGAAGAGAGUAAGAAAAUUAUACUUUCUCUCAAGAAAGGCACCAGACAAAGAGAACCAAGAAAAAGACAGAUUUCAGUAUCUGAUCAAUUUGAAGCUGGGAAGAUAAUAGAAUGUAGAAUAAAGAUUAAAAGAAGAGAUGUAUUUAUAGUAGAAGAUCUAGCUAGUAGUUAUGAAGCUGUGUUAUAUAAAUCUCAUCUUGCUGACUUUGAUGACUUAUGUGAUUUAUUGUGGGAAAAGUUACAAGUUGAUGAUGUUUUAAAACAAGUUAUACAUUUUUCUGGCACCAAUAAGAUAGUAUCCUUUACAACUUCAGUGGUUAUCAUGGUAGUAUCAAUGAAACCAUCUUUAUUAAAACAGACAGAGAAUGAUAUUAUACCUAGAGAUUUCUCUGAUAUCAGUGUAGUAUCAAUGAAACCAUCUUUAUUAAAACAGACAGAGAAUGAUAUUAUACCUAGAGAUUUCUCUGAUAUCAGUAAAGAUAUGAUAUUACCAGCUGUAGUAAAGAAUAUAGUAGAAUAUGGUAUUUUCUUUACAUUGACUGGUGGAUUAGGUGGAUUAGUUCCAAUGAAGGUUGCAAGUGAUAACUAUUUAUCUUAUGAAGAUAUAGUAGAACACCUCCAUAUUGGACAGAGUAUAGUUAUACGUAUUACCUAUCUUGAUAUAGAGAAAAAAACAUUUGUUGGUUCCAUGUUGACCAAACAUUGUUUUCCUAACUCAGUAAAUAAAGCUUCACUAUUGAUGGAAUCCUAUUUAGAUAAUAAAGAUUUGGUUUAUGACUUACUGAGUACUAGUAUGUCUUGUAAAGAUAUUAUGAGUAAAAUGAGGAGUAUACCAGUAGGUUCUGUUGUUAGUACUGUAGUUAAUAAUCUAGAUGAUGAUGGUAUUGACUCUACAUUAUCUAAUGGUUUACAGGCACACGUCUCUACUGAUCUAACUUAUGGUAAAACAGUGAUGGAAGGAGAUAAGAUAUUAGGUGUUGUAUUGUCUAUAGAUAUAUUAAAUAAUAGAAUAGAAUUAUCUCUAGAUGAUAAGGUUAUAUCUGCCAUGAAAAAAACACAAACAGAAGAUGAUGUUCAACAGUUAAAUAUCCAUACAACUAUAUCAUCUACUAUAUUACAAGUCAAUCCUGUAUAUUAUUUAGUAUCAUUAAGAGGAAAAGCUCUAGGUUCUAUGGCUUAUGUACCUACAAAACAGACUAUUAAUAGUAUCAAUGAUAAAGAAUUAUUCCCAGUUCAUCACAAAUUAAAUGUUAAAAUUAAUAGUGUUCACAAUGAGAAUCUGAUAGCGUUAGUCAACUAUAAAUUAAUGGAAGCUCAGAUCGAGAAAUUUAAAGAGAAGUUUGUAAAAGAUAAGACCUAUCUAUCUAUUGGUGGGUGUUACACAGCUUGUAUAAAACAGAUUCAUCCCUCUACCAUGGAGUUAGAUAUAGAGGGUUAUACUGGUACUAUACACUGCGCUGAUAUGGUGGACACUAUUGAAAAUAAUGGAUAUCAUCCUUUCAGUGAAUACAAGAUAAAUGAUAAACUUAAAGUUCGAGUCAUUGGCUUUGCCAAGAAAAAAAGUGAAGAAAAGAUAGCAGAAUGUGUAGCUAAACCUAGUCAGCUGAAGGGAAAAAUUGGAAAAGUUGACAAAAGUUUUCCACUGAAGAGUCGUCGAAAUGUAUUCAUUAAAAAGAUUGAUAAAGAAGAGGUCUGUGUAUUUUUAUCAUCUAAAAGAAUGGGCUUGAUUUCAAAAUUUGAUUUAUCGAAUGACCUAACAGCUUUAGAACAUGUAGCAGAUCAUUUUAAGAAAGGUCAAGGCUAUGACGCAGAAGUAGUAGGCUGUAAAGGAAGGAGAAAAAUUGUCUUGUCGCUACUAGAUCACAGAGAAAAAACUGUUGAAGGUGAAACAACGAAAUGUUUUGUUAAUCACAUAGAUAUAGAAACUAAUGAAUUAUCAGUUUCUUUACCAUGGAAAUAUAAGGCUAUUGUGAAAGUCAAUAAGAACAUUGAAAAUUACCGUCUUGGUCAGUGGUUUUGGUGUGAUGUCUUAACAAUAGAUAAGACUAAAAGAACAUGUACUAUAAAACUGAAGAACUCAAGAAAAGAGAAGACAUAAUUUUAAGCUAGAUAUUUCUUGUGUUCAUUGUAUAACUUGUAAUUAAAAAUAUUCAUUUGU